Molecule: messenger RNA, 1533 nt
Organism: Penicillium olsonii
Lineage: Eukaryota; Fungi; Ascomycota; Eurotiomycetes; Eurotiales; Aspergillaceae
Source: the annotation of a GenBank genome assembly
AUGAAAGAGCAAAGUGAAGACAGCGAAAGGCAGUCGCUGGACGACAACAGCAAGACCGCCACUCCGAGCAUGGCACGAGCAGACCAAGAAGCCCAAACACCACCGAGCACAGAAAAAGACAGCUAUGAGGUUGGCUGGGAAGGUGGUGCAGAUCCUCUCUGCCCAAGGAGCUUCAGUGCCUUGAAAAAAUGGCGGAUCACUCUUGUGAUUUGUUUUGUCAGUUUUUGCAUACUCAGGACAUGCGCCAGUUCUAUCUAUACCGCGACAUACCAGCAGAUGGAAGCGGAGUUGGGCAACUCUAGAAUUGUGUCAAUUCUUGGCCUUUCCCUUUUCGUUCUCGGCAUCAGUUUUGGUCCUAUGGCCCUCGGUCCUCUCAGCGAGUUUUACGGUCGACGACCCAUUUACGUCGUUUCCUGGACGAUCUAUGUGAUUUUCAUUAUACCGCAGGCUGUCGCCAAGAAUAUUGGGGUGAUUCUCGUUUUCCGUUUCCUCGACGGCUUCGCUGGCAGUGCUUUCCUUGCCGUGGCUGGAGGUACUAUUCACGAUCUCUUCGACAGGGCACAGCUACAACACCCAAUCUCUAUAUUCUCGGUAUCGCCAUUCAUUGGACCCAGUCUGGGUCCCUUGAUCGGUGGUUUGAUCUGCUCUUGGGUCGAUUGGCGAUGGACUUACUACGUACUAAUCAUUUGGUCUUUUGUUUUAUGGCUGGCAAUCGUCUUCCUUGUUCCUGAGACAUUCCACCCGGUCUUGUUGCGCAACAAGGCGAAAAAGCUUCGAAAAGAAACAAACCUCGAAUAUUUCGCUCCUAUCGAAAAAGCGCACCGCUCCGUUGCCUCCGCAAUUGGCAACUCUCUACUCCGACCAUUCCAGCUUCUCAUCCUGGAGCCCAUGUGUCUUUGCCUUUGCAUCUUUGCAGCACUCCUGCAUGGCAUCCUCUACCUAUUCUUCGAUGCCUUCCCACUGGUCUUUGUCAACAAUCAUGAUUUCAACUUGUGGCAAGUUGGUCUAUCGUUCCUGGGAAUUGGAAUUGGUAUGAUCCUCGCCGUGUUCAUGAAUCCGGUUUGGAACAGUGCGCGAAACCGUCUCGUGCAAAAGCACGAACAAGAGACGGGUAUUCAGGGUGCUAGCGAGCCUGAGUUCCGGCUUCCGGCUGCUAUGGUGGGCUCUUUGAUUGUGCCUGUUGGCAUGUUCAUGUUUGGAUGGACCACAUUCCCCUGGGUGCACUGGAUUGCUCCUAUCAUUGGCUCUACCAUCUUUGGAUUUGGAGCAUUGCUCCUGUUUACCUCUAUUUUUGGAUUCCUGGUCGACGCUUACCCAACGUACGCCGCCAGUGCCAUGGCCGCAAAUGGUUUUAUCCGAUGCAUCUUCGCUGCUGUCUUCCCACUUUUCGGCGAGCACAUGUUUGAAGGACUGGGAUACCAAUGGGCGUCAUCAUUGUUGGCGUUCCUUACCGUUGCUAUGAUACCAUUCCCGUUCCUCUUCUUCCGCUAUGGAAAGCUCAUUCGAGGCAAGAGCCGCUUCGCUAAGAAGUGA